GCGAACAUAGACUGAUAGAGUACAAACCACAACAAAGCACAACCUUGCAGAUUUGCGUUUGUGUUAACCAAGUAGAUGCAAUAUUUAAAAUCCAAUUGUUUUCUCCACCAGUAUGGGAAUUGACAUGAGCAGACCAGCUUCUUCAAGCCAACAGAUAUGCCAAGAGGGGCACCUGCUGAUUCAUAUGAAGAUGGAUGUUAUAACAAGAGAGGAUGGACAACAGACUUUGACUUUAAGGUGUUUUUUAUGUGACAGUGUGUUAAGGAUGAGUGGCUUCAGUAGAUCUGAAUUUAUUAAUCAUCCGGUUGUAACUGCUGUGGGUCAAACUUUGCAAAAUGGCCAGAAAGCAAAUCAAGCAGACACAAACCCUACAGAAAGAGAGUCUAAAUUUGAUGACUUUGCACAUAAUUUUAUAAAGACAGACUCAGAUUUAACCUGUGAAGACUGUGAAGGUAGCAUUGGGUUAGACAUGCAGGUUGAAAGUUAUGAGAGCGGCCAGUUUGAUCUUGCCAAACAUAACCAAGGAAAUAUUGCAACAGUUAGUGACCUUUUAAAAAAUCCCAACCAGAUUGCACCUCUUGCUAAUCAUACAGCAAAAGCUGGCAUCUCAUCUGUUCCACAGACUUUUUCUGCCCAGAGAGGAUUCAGUGCACCUUCUGGAGUGAGGAAACCAACGUGUAAAUUUUGCAAUGCAACUGAAGGAGAAUUUGAACAAGGUUUAAUCUGGGGCCACAACUGUAAAAAGUUGGAAGGCAACAUUUUCAUCUGUUGCGUCUGCAAUGAGUAUUACGACAGCUGUAACUUGGUGACAGAAUGUGAAAGGAAACACAGACUUAUAAAAAACAGUUAUAACAAGGAAGAGUUUAAGUGUAUGGUCUGUAGUAUAAAAUUUGCAGAUUUAAGGGAAACAAAAAGGCAUGAACUUUGUCACAAUUCAAAUGACUCUGAAGUGCAUUUUGGUAUCUCUGUGCAGCCUGAAUUAAACUCCGACUCCAAAUCUCAGGGACCUGAAUCAGAAAACCAGCAAACACAGAAGUUGCCAUCUAUGGCAUCAUCCACACCAUCAAACAACAUACAAGUGCCACACCAUGAAAACCUGUCAUUGACAGUGGGUACACAAAUUCUACCACCCAUCAUCAGUCCACAAGAUUUACAACACAUAAAAUUCAAGUCGCAAAAGCCUGAACAGUUCUGUGUAGCAUUAAUGGCAAAGAUAUUUAGUAAUGCCGAACGGUUGCAGAAUGACACAAAUAUUUUGGGAACUUUCAAUAAAAAGAAAUUCUGCCCAGUUCGUAUACAGUUCAUAAAAGACUGUGUCCAUCAAAAUUAUCCACAGCAUUUCCAAAAUGAGAUGUGCCGGUGGAGAAAAUGUGUCGGUGCCAUGAACAGUGCUAACAGAUCUUUAAGAUUUUAUAAUGCAACAAAGUCUUAGGUUGAUGUUUAUCAAAAAACAAGGUUGAAAAACCAAAAUAGUUAAGAAUACUUUACGAGCACCCCAUGUGACUGCAGGUAUGGAAAACGACCAUUUCAUCCAUUUGUACACACUUUCCCCAGAGAGUGAUACAUGCAUGCUUCACUUUCAUUAUUAUGUACUAGUAUUUUUUUAUCAGUACCAGUAUGACUUUUAUCCAAAAUUAUAAUAUGCAGGGUUUGACAUUAAGGGUUGCAUGGUUGCAAUUUGCAACCACUUUUUCCACUCAUGCAAUUAAAUCUUGAACAGGAGUUGUCCAACAAUGCGACUCAUUCAAUUUUGAGUAUUUUUCAUUCAUUGUAUGUUUUACACUGUGUUUUAUGGCAUUGGCUCCUCUUGGUAAUGUUUACAGUAGUUGUUUGUGUUUAUUGUAAUAUAGCA
Messenger RNA from Lingula anatina, 1852 nucleotides. RefSeq lists its product as uncharacterized. Lineage: Eukaryota; Metazoa; Brachiopoda; Lingulata; Lingulida; Lingulidae. The record is from RefSeq and is a predicted model, not a curated record.